Molecule: messenger RNA, 3683 nt
Organism: Gryllus bimaculatus (two-spotted cricket)
Lineage: Eukaryota; Metazoa; Arthropoda; Insecta; Orthoptera; Gryllidae
Source: the annotation of a GenBank genome assembly
AUGGCGCGGCUGAAGGCGUGGGGGCUGCAGGACCGGCCGCUGAACACGGUGCACUUCGAGUCGCCGUCGCACACGGGCACCCUGCUGGGCGGGCUCAACGCCCUCCGAUGCCGGGGCCUGCUGCUCGACAUCACGCUCGCUCACCGCGCCGUGCUGGCGUCCGUGUCGGACUACUUCCGCGCCAUGUUCACGGACGCGAUGCGCGAGGCUCGCCAGUCGGAGGUGCGCCUGCGCGGGGUGUCGGCGGCCGGCAUGCGCCUGCUGCUCGACUACGCCUACACCGCCCGCCUGGCGCUCAACCUCGCCAACAUCCAGGACGCCCUCGCCGCCGCCGCCCACACGCAGGUGCCUGCCGUCGUGGAGGCCUGCGCCUCCUACCUACAGGCUCAGCUGGACUUGGAAAACUGUGUAGACAUGGCAACCAUUGCUGAGACUUACUCAUUAGCAGGGUUGCGUGGCAGAGUGUAUCGAUUCAUGAGUGCCCAUUUGAGAGAGUUGGCUGACUCUCCUGACUUCCAGAGGUUGGCACCACCGCAAUUAGAACAUUUAUUGGCCUGUGAUUUCCCUGUUGAUUGUCCAGAGGAUGAAGUUCUCCGGAUAUCUCUCAAGUGGUUGCAUGGAGACACUGGCAGGUUAACUUAUGCUCCACGUCUUCUUCGUCGAAUACAUUUUCCAGAAAUAUCUCCUAGGGCUUUGGAAGCUGCUUUGCAGAACGCUCUUCUUGGACAUUCCUAUCCAGAACUGCAGUUGUACAGACAGGUGCUUGCUGAAGCAUGUCGCCAGGCACGACCCCGAUGUCCUGCCAUUACUACUGGUGCUUCGCCUUUAGUUAAUUCAAGAGGCAUGGAACUAGCUGUUGUAAAAGUUGGAGGCUUUAGCAUUGCUGGUAUCACCAAUGAAAUCACAUACCUGCUGCCCAGUACAGGUCGAUGGAGGCACCUGACAACCAUUCCCCAUGUUGAACAGUGCAAUUUUGGCACUGCUACUCUUGGCAAUGAGCUGUAUGUUGUUGGAGGUUGUUUCAACCAGUCACUACAGGAGAACAUUCAUCCUUUUGGUUUUCGAUAUAGUCCUCGUGCCAAUAAGUGGAGUACAAUGGCACCAAUGCAGCGAGAAAGAUGUCGAUUCUCUCUCAAUGUUCUUAGAGGGUAUCUGUAUGCUGUUGGGGGAGCAUCUGAAACGGAACUGGAUUCCCCCGAUGAAACAGAUGUAUCUGCAUGUGAGAGAUAUGAUCCAGCAACAGAUAGUUGGGAGUGCAUACGCUCUUUACCAGGCCUACGCUCUCAACAUGCUGGAGCUUCUCAAGGAGGCAAGCUAGUAGUAUCCGGAGGAUUAGAUCGAGGGCUAGUGCUUUCAUCAGUAUUGGCAUACAAUCCAGAUUCAGAUACAUGGACACCACAAGCAUCAAUGCUGACGCCAAGAGCAGAUCAUGCUCUUCUUGCUCUUGGCAAUAAGUUGUAUGCCUGUGGAGGCUGGUAUGAAACAGGGGAAACAGGAAAUAGAAUACUGGCAGAUACAAUUGAUGCAUAUGAUCCUGCCACUGACAGCUGGGAAGUAAUAACUCAUGUGCCCACUCCUCGAUACCAUGCUGGAAUUGUUGGAGUGGGCAGUUGCAUUUACUUCAUUGGGGGAUUUCAUAGUGAUGCAAUGUUUGAUCGAGCUACUGCUGUAAUAGAAUAUUAUGACCUUGAUACUGGACAGUGGACAACUGGUGAUCGUUAUCCUCAAGAGAUUUGGGAGCAUGCCUGUGUGACUCUCUACAUACCUCGGUGCCGUGAUGACAUGGAAGUUAUGGACACUCCAACAUCUGCACAGACACGAUAGCUAAUGUGUUUAAACAUGUGUUUCAUCUUUGACUGCUCAUUUUCUUCUUUCAAGAGCUUGUCAAGAACCUUAAUUUGACAAGAAUAUUUAAUUCAUGUGGUGCCAUUGUAGGCUUCUCUUGUGUUUAACAUUUUCGAAAAUAUUUUAUAAUAAACUAUGAAUAUUCAUGAACUUUUUCAACUCAGAGCUCUCUAUUUUUGGAGUUAAAGUUGAAGAAUCACUGGCUGAUGCUUUGAAAUGUACAUGGCAAUGUUAUAUUGUUAAAUUACAACUCGCUCUUCAGAGUCAGUCAUAUUGUACAUACUUAAGUAGUUAUUCUAGUUCCAGAUGUGUUCCUUGUGUAAAUUUUGUGUUAUGUGAUGUAUAAAACUGUUAUUGUAAUAUUGUAGGUAAAUAUUAUGUUUAAAUUUUAUGACUUGGAAGAUCUUCAAUUUUUGACACUAAUAUAAUUCUCUUAAAUUACAUUUUUAUGAACCUAUAAUGAAAUUCUCACUCUAACAUGUUAAGAAAUGUUCAUAUAAUUUAUACAAUAUAAUUGUACAUCUGUUGCCAUUCAAAUUUGAUAUAAGAUUAUAUACAUUGUGAAAAGGAGAAAAAAAAAAUAGAAUAAUGAUUAUAUUACAUUAAGAAGUUCAUGUUUGUUAAACUUUUCUUCGAAAUUGUGUACAACAUUUUUCUAAAAUGAAAGGUAUGCAUAAAUAUACAAUUUCAAUGUGUACCUUAUGCUCAACAACUAAGCCUUACUCAAAAAUCCAUUGUCAGAUAAAUGUAUUUUUCUUAAAAUAUUCAAUUUUCUUGUUCACAAGAGAAUUUGUUAUCAUUCAAAAUGUAGUGAAAUGUUAUAGUAGAAACUAAAUAAGUAAAUGAAUAUUGUUAUGCUAUUUUCAGCGACACACAAUCAGUAUAUGGUAUUAUAACCAAAGUAAUCUAGUAAUAUAAUGUUUCUGGAGUUUCAUGAAACAAAAAAUUCUGAAUUUUGAAAUUUGAUGUUUUUUCCUUCAUUGAAUAUCACUCAUAGAUAUAAAAUAAUGUUGCAAACUAACUAAAAAAUGGCAGUCUUAUUUUGUACUGUAUUGUUAUUUUAAGACAUUUUAAAAUGUAAGUGGCCAGACAGAAGAAGAAGAAAAAUUCAAAUGACUUGGAAUGAAACUAACCCAUUUAUCUCCUUUGGUCAGUACAAUUCACUGAACUGACCACAAAAGUAUUUCUGUGCUGUGUCCAAAAAUUUGUACACGUUAAUUGAAUUACGUUGUUAAGGGCAUUUAUCAAGUCAGUUAACAUACAUUUUUAUAAGCAUUAAUUAAUUGUGUUUCAUUACAGUAAAUUAUUCUUCUUAAGAACUUAAACAACAUAUUACAAACUUGCACAUUAGUUUAAAAAAAUUAAUGGAAAGGUAAACCUUAGGUUUGUGAGUGGAAGUGAAGAGUAUAUGUAAUUAUCAAAUGAAUGCUAUUAAAAUAGCACAAUCUCCUGAAAUAUCAGUUCAUUAUAAUACAAACAAAGUAUAACUUAUGUCUCAGACAUAAGUAUCCAACAGCAUUUCUUGAGAAGAGUAUUUUCCAUGCAUUGCAUAAGAACAGAAUUGAACUGACUUGAAUAUACUUUGACAUGUAAGCAAAAUAAGCCAUAUCAUAAAUAAUAAGAUUGAAUGUUAAUUUAUUAAUAAAAAUCAUGUUAAUGUUUAUUAAGUGGGCUUUCAUUAAUUCUAUAUUAAUGUUAAAAAAAAUGUUUUACUUUUCUAGUCUAAUGGAAUUCUAUUUUUCUGUCACUAGACUUGUCUUUUAAAUUUAUACUCUUUGAUGUUGACUGUUAAAAUAUGUACUGAAUUUUCUGAAGUUAAAUCAAUUUAUAAGUUUAAU